Molecule: messenger RNA, 1631 nt
Organism: Neocloeon triangulifer
Lineage: Eukaryota; Metazoa; Arthropoda; Insecta; Ephemeroptera; Baetidae
Product: kelch-like protein 41
Exons: 4
Coding region: 22-1374 (450 amino acids)
Biological process (GO): neurogenesis
Cellular component (GO): cytosol
Molecular function (GO): protein binding
Source: RefSeq, a predicted model, not a curated record
UGAAAAUAGCGCUUCACCACCAUGGCAAACGUUCCUUCGAUUGCCUCCUUGAGUCUAACCGGAAAUCCAAAUGAUGAUCUGCUCGACUUGUUAAAAACUGGCAGAUUCUACGACUGCACCCUUAGAGUUGGAGACAGGAGGUUCAAAUGCCACAAGCUGAUUCUGAUCAAGAGUAGCCGAGUCUUUGAAAGAGCUUUUUACAACGGAAUGCUGGCUGAGACUCGCUUAGGUCCAGAUGACGAUUUUAACAUCAAUGACGUUUCCGUCGAAGCCUUUGACAUCGCAUUGCAAUUCUUGUACGGGAACGCAGCGGAAUUGGAGAGGAACGUGGAACUGGCACCAGAAAUAUGUACUUUUGCACACUUGUGGCAAAUGCAGCAGCUCUUCAAGGCAGCAUCCGCAGUCUCGAUGCAAAAUCUGGACGCCUCAAACGUACUCCUGGUGUUGGGCAUGCAUAUCAGAUUGGGACACCCAGACGGAUUGCAGGAGUGUUGGGAGAUAAUUGAAAAACAGACCGUCCACGUUGUUUCAUCCUCGAGCUGGGAAAAUUGUUCCAAAGAAGCGGUCAAGAAAGUGCUUACCAGAGAAAACCUGUCUAUUGACGAGUUUGACCUUUUCAAAGCUUUGCAGCGGUGGGGAAGAUCGAUGAACUCGUCGAUCGAAGAAUUUCUUACGCUGAUCAGAUUCUUGAAUUUUGAGGGCAAAGAACUGCUUGAGGUUUGUGCCCAGGAAGACAACGGACUUACAAGUGACGAAAAACUUAAGAUUCUUCUCGCCUUUCAAACGGAAAAUCUAGAGUUGUUCCCAGGGCACCUGUGCCGAAGGAAAGACUUGAGAUUUAAGAAACCCUCUGAGCUGACCAUCUGCUGCAAUCAGCCAGGGCCAUGUACUUCAAAAAUCUAUUUCCCAUUAGCUAGAGAUUUCAAUAAUGCGACGAUUGGCCUGAGUGUGCGAACUCCUCCUGUUUUUAAAGGGAAAAUUUUCCUCACUGGCAUACAUUUGAAGGAUUUAACCAAUUUCGUUGAACCAUGUCCAGGACACUACAAAUUUGCUAUGUCCCACUUGCUUAAUAACAACCAAUAUUCCUUUAUUCAGAUUUCUAGUACAUUCUGCUACGGGUCAGAGUCUGGUACUAUAGUUUCUAGCUUCUUUAACCCACCUGUACAAAUUCAAUCUGAUGGAUUGCUGUACAGCUUUGCAUUUUUGGGUUACGGUCAACAAUUUAGGAUGGAACAUUUAAUGAACCUCUCUGGAAUUCAUGAAUUAGCAAUCACUCCAGACCUCCGUCGUGGUCAACAAGCUGCUGUAAUUGAAAACAUCAAAGGAUCUACAGCUUUUAUAGACGCAUUUCAGUUUCAAAUAGAGGACAAUUAAUUGUAAAAUUUGUACCGAAAGAAAAGAAGGAAUUGAUCAAUUAUAUAUAAUUUAUUUUGAAAAAGAAGAAGACACUUUUUCUCAAACAAUAUUUUAUAAAGAGAUCCGCACUUUAAGGAAUUGCAAGAGACUUGAAAUUUGCAUAAGUAACAAUACUCUUGAAGUUAAAAAAAUGAAAGUUUACUGAAUAAAGUUUCAGUCAAAAAAUAAAAUCCUUAUAAUUAUGUUAUAUGUUGAUGAAAUACAAUAAAAAUAAA